Danaus plexippus (monarch butterfly) is the source of this 751-nucleotide messenger RNA. RefSeq lists its product as uncharacterized. Bases 253 to 564 code for a protein of 103 amino acids. The record is from RefSeq and is a predicted model, not a curated record. The transcript is spliced from 7 exons. NCBI's taxonomy places the organism in Eukaryota, Metazoa, Arthropoda, Insecta, Lepidoptera, Nymphalidae.
CGGGCCGUUUAGAUGCGAACGCGGCCACGGACGACACAUCUCGUGCUCCGUAAUUUUACCUAAAAUACUAUAUUUUUCUUUACAAUAAUGUGAUAUUAACUGUACAGUGACACACGCAGUGGACGCAGUGCGAGUAACGUACAUAGUGGAUUGUGUGACUAAUUAAAACGAGCAGGGCAUCCUGGGUGGAUCAUAUUUUAUUCAGCAUAUCUUCAAUGCGGGACCAGUUCCUUUACGAGACUGUUAUCCCGGAUGUUCCGACCAACCUGCAACCCGGUAUUAAAGCACAAGUGCAGUGCAUUUUUAAAAUGGGCAUCGCCCCCGGGACGGAUGUCCAAGCUUUUCAUUAUUUUAAAUUAUUCAGUGUUGUGCAGUGCUACAGAUGAUGACUACCGAUUUAAAUUGUUUAACGGAGCCUUCCAACGCAUGAAACGCGAAACACGUUCGAGCGUUAUGACUACACUGUGCCACAAACAUAACCAUCUAUUUCGCAUGCAAGUAAACGAUCCACCUCACGACGUUCAAAUAGAAACGAGGAUAAUGCCGUUGAAUAUAUUGAGGUGAAAGGUCUCCGCUGAAAAAGGUAUUUGUAAAAUAAAUUACGCACUGAAAAGUGAAACUAAUGAACUGAAUUCAUAUCAAUAGUGAGUGAGUAUAAUUUAAGAUACUGCAAAGACAAAGUUGCGUUUAAAAUUUAACUUUUUAAGUAUUUUUAUAUUAAAUUUUAAAUAUAUUCCUCUAUAAUACAAAA